Cryptomeria japonica (Japanese cedar) is the source of this 1155-nucleotide messenger RNA. RefSeq names its product acidic endochitinase. The transcript has a single exon. Gene Ontology annotation, molecular function: chitinase activity. NCBI's taxonomy places the organism in Eukaryota, Viridiplantae, Streptophyta, Pinopsida, Cupressales, Cupressaceae. Bases 42 to 941 code for a protein of 299 amino acids. The record is from RefSeq and is a predicted model, not a curated record. Gene Ontology annotation, biological process: carbohydrate metabolic process. Gene Ontology annotation, cellular component: extracellular region.
GAGGUUAAAGCAUCACUAAAUUUCUUUCAAGUAUAAUUGAGAUGAAUAAGAUGAAUUUGAGAGCCACGGCAAUUGCCUUUGUUCUGUCCACCUGUAUCGUAUGGAGGGCCUCUGCAGCGGGGAGCAUAGCCAUAUACUGGGGCCAAAACGGCAAUGAAGCCUCUCUUACCCAAACCUGCGCCACCGGGAACUUCAAAUACGUCAUUCUCGCGUUUCUCCCCGUCUUUGGAAAUGGCCGCACACCGCAGCUCAAUCUGGCGGGCCACUGUGACCCUUCCUCUGGGGGUUGCAUAAAGCUGAGCAGCGAAAUAAAGUCAUGCCAGCAGAGAAACAUAAAGGUGUUUCUGUCCUUGGGAGGAGGCGCUGGAAGCUAUUCCAUUGCCUCUGUUCAAGAUGCACAGAACGUAGCGAACUAUCUGUGGAACAAUUUCCUGGACGGGAGUUCUUCGUCACGGCCUCUGGGCGAUGCUGUUUUAGACGGGAUCGACUUCGACAUCGAGGCAACGACUGAGCACUGGGACGAUCUGGCCAGAGCGGUGUCUGCGCUUUCCUCUCGCGGCGGCAAAAAGGUGUUCCUCAGCGCUGCCCCGCAGUGCCCUUAUCCCGACGCCUCUCUUGGAAAUGCCCUGCAGACUGGGCUUUUUGACUAUAUUUGGAUUCAGUUCUACAAUAACCCACCUUGCCAAUACGCCAACGGAGGGGCUUCUCUGAUUAGCUCGUGGAACCGGUGGAUCAGUUCUAUACCCAAAACGACGAGUUUCUUUCUGGGGCUUCCGGCUUCUAGCAGCGCUGCAGGUAGUGGCUUCAUUCCCGCCGCCACGCUGAAGUCAAAUGUGCUGCCUCAGCUGAACAAGUCUUCGAAAUAUGCGGGAGUGAUGCUGUGGUCCAAGUUCUAUGAUGAGCAGACUCAAUAUAGCUCAUCUAUUAAAGAUUCUGUCUGAGAUAAGAGAUGAUCGUAGGUGAGUAGUGUAUCUUGUUAAAUAAUACUCGAGUCUGAAUGUAUUUAGAUAGGUAAUACUCGAGUUUUAAUAAUGCUCAUGGCUUCCGUGAGCUCCCUGACAUGUAAUGGUGGAAUCUGGAAUAGAAAUCAAAGCUUUAACGAAAAAUUGGGUCCAAUAAUUUUUGUCCUCUAAUAUUACAAUUAAAAUUUUACAA